AUCACCUAAAAGAACAUUAUAGUCCUAUAUACUUCUUAACUCAUGUUGGUCCUAGCAGUGGAGUUACAUAUUAAUAGCAGGCUGUGUCCUUGGCCGUUGCGCUGCUAAUGCCGCCUCCAGAACAAUUUACUCAGAUGGAUGGAAGAUGGCAGCGGUUGUAACUUUUUAUUGGACGUCGCAGAUGUUUAGUUUUACAUAUUUUUGUAAAGACAGUGUUAAGAUGGCAGAAUAACCAUGGGAGACUGGAAUUUCCUUGGAGGCAUUUUAGAAGAGGUCCACAUCCAUUCUACUAUUAUUGGAAAGAUUUGGCUAACGAUCCUCUUCAUAUUUCGAAUGCUUGUCCUUGGAGUGGCAACCGAGGAUGUUUGGAACGAUGAGCAAUCAGAAUUUAUAUGCAAUACCGAGCAACCUGGUUGCAGAAAUGUGUGCUAUGAUGAGGCCUUUCCCAUCUCUCUCAUAAGAUACUGGGUCUUGCAAGUUAUAUUUGUGUCUUCCCCUUCCUUGGUGUAUAUGGGUCAUGCCUUAUACAGACUGAGAGUCUUGGAAAAAGAGAGGCAAAAAAAGAAAGCUCAGGUAAAGGUGGAACUUGAAAGCACCAAAUUAGAAAUGACUGAAGAUCGUAAAAGGCUGGAGAGAGAACUCCGGCAAUUGGAUCAAAGAAAGCUAAAUAAAGCACCCCUGAGAGGCUCUUUGCUCUGCACUUACGUGAUACAUAUUUUCACGCGGUCUGCAGUGGAAGUCGGUUUUAUGAUUGGGCAGUAUCUUCUUUAUGGCUUUCAUCUAGAUCCCCUUUAUAAAUGUCAGAGAGAUCCAUGUCCAAACACAGUUGACUGCUUUGUAUCUAGACCAACAGAAAAGACAGUCUUUAUAUUAUUCAUGCAAUCAAUAGCGACUGUAUCAUUGCUUUUAAAUAUCCUGGAAAUUAUCCACUUAGGAUUCCGAAAAAUUAAAAUGGGACUCUGUGAGCAGAAUAAAAACAAGGACGACUCUGACAAUUUCCACAUAAACACAUCUAAGAAAUACUCUGUGAUACCGCAGUCUUCUUUUGGAAUACCCACCACCCCUCAGAAAACUCUUCCUUGUGCACUUAGCAGUUAUACCUUUUUAAUGGAAAAGCAAACUGACACUACUGUCUACCCGGUUCUAAUUUCUCCUUCUAUGUUUCAGUCUGUGCAAAAUAAGCAUACAGAAAGCAGCAGUAAUUACACCCAUUGCAAUCAGGAAAAUAAAUUGCCAAAGAAGAGGCCAGUUACAAAUGCUUUAGACAAUCAGACUCAAAAUACCAGCAUGAAUAAUAACGAGGGUUUUCUUGGUGAGCUUGGGACUGAAGCACAUGAUGCACAAAAAGAGGCUGAAAAGAAACAUUUCCUUGUUGUUACUCAGAAUGCAGAUAUGGCUUCAAACAUGUGUUUGAGAAGCUUUACUGACAUGCCAUCUCAAACUUCACUGCAACCCAAUACAACUUUUCCUUGUACCAGUUUUAGGCAACAGCACGGAAUUGGUUCGUCUUGGAACUGCUCAGCAACGGUUGAGAGUGCAGGAGCUUUGACAAAUUCUCUUCCAAAAAGCAGCAACAGAAGACAAAGCAGUUUCAGUGCAAACAACGCCCAAACUCCUUACAAUACUGAUGUAAAAAAUUUUAGCCGACCAGACACUCCUGACUCUACAGAGGAGGUGAGCUCAGAAUCCACACAAAGUAGAAACUGGAAUAGUCCUAAGCUUUACUCUCUGUCCAGGCAACUGUCACUGUCAAGUAAUGCCAGCAGCAGGCGUGCCCCUACUGAUCUUCAAAUAUAGUGGGAGUUAACCCAUCAAUGCUGGAAUAAUUACUGAACAAGGAGACAUAAGCAAGACCUGUGUGUAGGAGUAGCUAAAUCAUUCAACUUUAACCAGCUUUUUCACGUAGAUAGAAAAGUUGUGUAACCCUUUGAAUAGCAGCUAAGUAACUUUCAAACAGUCCCUUUACUUCCUUUGUAAUGAAAAUGUGUCACAGACCUCAGUGUAUAAACUUCUACACUCCUUCCAGCUAAAAAGGAAAACAUACCUCCUCAAAGUCCACAUAUUAGGAAAAGUCUGGCAUAAAAUCACAGCGAUAAUACUAUCUAAACUGAAUAAAAGUAGGAGAAAAAAUGUAGAGUCUAACAAUAUCUUUUACGAAGACCAGUAAAUGAAAUUAGGCUAAAGGUGGCACUGGCGCUCUCAGAAGAACUUUUUGGUAAACAUGUU
Neopelma chrysocephalum (saffron-crested tyrant-manakin) is the source of this 2226-nucleotide messenger RNA. It is a transcript of the gene GJA9, whose product is annotated as gap junction protein alpha 9. Gene Ontology annotation, biological process: cell communication. Lineage: Eukaryota; Metazoa; Chordata; Aves; Passeriformes; Pipridae. The record is from RefSeq and is a predicted model, not a curated record. The transcript is spliced from 2 exons. Gene Ontology annotation, cellular component: connexin complex. Bases 235 to 1797 code for a protein of 520 amino acids.